Saccostrea echinata is the source of this 951-nucleotide messenger RNA. RefSeq lists its product as uncharacterized. The transcript has 5 exons. The coding region runs from base 187 to 750 and encodes 187 amino acids. The record is from RefSeq and is a predicted model, not a curated record. NCBI's taxonomy places the organism in Eukaryota, Metazoa, Mollusca, Bivalvia, Ostreida, Ostreidae.
GUACUUGUGCACGAAGUUGUCCAACAAAACCAAUGAUCCACAGAUAGAGUACUGAAGGCAUGAUAAUUAAACAAUAUCUAUUGUUAAAAAAACCGGGGUUUAACUAUAUCAUCGAGCACACACCAGAGGAGGCCCAGACAGAGUUGGGAAGCGGACUAUUAAAGAAGCAUCUGUAAAUUUUCUAUCAUGGAUAGUAGAAUCAUAAUCUUCUGUUUCCUUACUUUUCUCGCAGGUGAAAUUGCUGCAUCAUCUCAUGAAGUAUGCCCAGCUACAGUACCUUCUACUGGAGGGGGUGGAGCGCUGCUGUCAUGCUCGGACGAUUCCCAGUGUACCGUACUAGGGGAAAAAUGCUGCAAUGUCACUACUGGCUCCGGAAAAGUCUGCAUCAAAGCAGGGAGUCCGAAUCACCAUGAUGACGAUGACUGUGAUAAAAAAUCAGACGGGAAAAGCAAAGAUGAUUGUCGAAAAGGAAAACAUCACAAGAAGGUCAUUAUAAUCAUCGUGUCGGUCGUUGCUGUCGUCGUCGUUGGUUUUGUUGUUGGAUGCGUUAUCAAAGUGAAGUAUUGCAAAAAGAAGAUAAGUGAUUCCCAAACAGACCUGAAUAUUGAGAAGAGUGAAGUCAAAUUGGGCAAAGAUUACACGCCAACAAAGGUCACUUCAGGGGGAGGAAAACAGAGUGAACAGGCGUGGCUUUCUGUGACCCCGGCCUAUUAUAUCAGCAGUCCUCCCCCAGUGUAUACAAAGACAUAAUAAAUAUAAAAAUAUUAUAAAUGUACAGUAUGAAAUAACUACGGCAGAUGUAGUGACUUUUAGACCAAGCCUAUUUUCUCAAUAUCUAAUUUAAGUAUUUUUCUUUGGAAUUUCAAAGUACAUUGUUAUCAAAUAAUUUAACUGUAAAUUACUUGCACUCAGUGUUGAAUUUUAAUAGCCCUCAAUAAAACCAUGAAUUUA